AUGGAAGGGAGAGGAUUGGUUGUAGCUGGUGCCAUAGUUCUAGGGCUGUGUGUGUUGUUGUCAAUUGGAGUUGGGGUGGGUGUACAUCUCGGAAGACGAGAGGAGCAACAGGCUGUAGAGAAAACACAUGGCGAUUAUAAGAUGGUGUGUUACUACACGAAUUGGGCACAGUAUCGGCCCGGGAUAUACAAGUUCUUUCCUGAAAACAUCGAUCCAUUCCUUUGCACUGACCUUGUAUACGCCUUCGCCAACAUGACUGGAAAUAGACUGUCAACGUUUGAAUGGAAUGAUGUCCAAAUGCAAGCCAUUAAAUUAUUUAACAAAUUGAUCAAAAGCUUAUUGUACCAGCGAUUCAAUAGUCUUAAAAAGAACAACACAAAACUGAAGACUUUCUUAGCAGUUGGAGGUUGGAAUUUUGGAGUGAAACGAUUCUCUGACAUGGUUGCCACUAGAGAGAACAGACAGGAGUUUGUAAAUUCAUCUAUCGACUUUCUCAGACUCCAUGGGUUUGAUGGAUUGGAUCUUGAUUGGGAAUACCCUGGACAACGUGGUAGUCCCCCUGAUGAUAAACAACGAUUUACUACACUCUGCAUGGAACUGCGGGCGGGGUUCGAAGAGGAAGGGCGGAGUACAGGACGCCCAAGACUAAUGCUAAGCGCCGCCGUUGGAGCGGGAAAGUGGACAGCGGACCGAUCGUAUGAGAUGGACAAAAUAUCAAAACCUCUAGAUGCGAUUUACCUGAUGACGUAUGACAUGCAACCGAAUGGCUACAUUUACACAGGACACCACAGUCCGUUGUAUGCAAACCCUGUUAUAGGAGACGGUUCAAGAGAUAACAACGUAAAUUUCACAGUGAACUAUUGGAUUUCCAAAGGGGCAGAUCGAAAGAAGCUUAUAAUAGGGAUGCCGGCAUUUGGCCGCACAAUGGACCUGACCUACACCCAGAAUCACGCAAUUGGUGCGUGCUCGAAUGGAAGAGGGGCGCCAGCACCCGUGACUAGGGAGGCUGGAUACAUUGCGUAUCAUGAGAUAUGCUCACUCCUGUCAGACAGCGCCACUGAAUACUGGGACCCAUUCCAAAGGGUUCCAUUCUCAGUGCAUGUCCCGUCUCGCAGAUGGAUAGGAUAUGAGAAUAUCAGAAGCUUACAGUUGAAGGUAAGAUGGUUAAAGAGCAAUGGGUUUGGUGGAGCAAUGAUAUGGACUCUCGCAUUGGACGACUUUACGAAUAAUUGUACAAUUCACGAUGGACGAUAUCCUCUGAUGAAUGCUAUUAGAAAUAUCCUUAGAGCAACAUAAUAAUCCGUCCAACA
Owenia fusiformis is the source of this 1310-nucleotide messenger RNA. NCBI's taxonomy places the organism in Eukaryota, Metazoa, Annelida, Polychaeta, Sabellida, Oweniidae. The record is from the annotation of a GenBank genome assembly.